ACUGGAACUUCCAAAGCAACACCGUUAUUUGAAAGGUGUUGUAAAAAAGGCACUGUAGUACUUGAAGAGUACCAAAUUAAAUCAGAUCUACUUGGUACUCUAAUGACUGAGAUGAAUUCAGAGUCAAAGCACUUUAGACAAAAUAUCACGGAGUAUAACUGUAGUCUUUUGUUUACUGCAGUUCAGUAUACUCCUGAUGAGAGACUUGCUAGAUUGUCACCUGGAAUUAAAUACUUUUAAAUUUAUGGAGAGCUUUAUCAUAUACAAGACCCACUUACAUCAGCAGAAGGAACAGUUCUACAGUUUGCUCAACUGUAGUUCUAUGACUCAGCUUUAGUAAUAAAUUCUUUAGCAAAUUCUCAUCCCAAUCUCAAAGUAUCAAUAAUACAACAGUUGACAGCACUAUUGUAUGAGGUAAAUCCAUAUAUUACAAUUUAUAAAACUGCAAAGGAGUAGUUGGAUGAGGGAAAUCAAGAUGAUCAAGUACUCAGAACACUCUCAUAUCCUCAACUACAACUGAUUGUUGAGGCAGGUAGAGAUACCAAACAAUACAAUCUGCCUACAAGCAAUGAGGUUGCUAUGAUCAUACUAGAGGAGUCAGAAAAAGCCAGUAUAAGGGAUUUGGUUCUU
Messenger RNA from Tuber aestivum (summer truffle), 630 nucleotides. NCBI's taxonomy places the organism in Eukaryota, Fungi, Ascomycota, Pezizomycetes, Pezizales, Tuberaceae. The record is from the annotation of a GenBank genome assembly.